This is a messenger RNA of Knipowitschia caucasica, 1617 nucleotides long. The record is from the annotation of a GenBank genome assembly. Lineage: Eukaryota; Metazoa; Chordata; Actinopteri; Gobiiformes; Gobiidae.
AUGGCUCCUGAAGAGAAAAACAAGAAAGCCCGCCUGCGCUCUAUCUUCCCUGGAGGAGACAAAACCAACAAGAAGAAAGAGAAGGAGCGCCCAGAAAUAUCACUUCCCUCAGAUUUUGAGCACACCAUUCAUGUUGGGUUUGACGCUGUAACGGGAGAAUUCACAGGAAUCCCGGAACAAUGGGCGCGCCUCCUCCAAACGUCCAAUAUCACCAAACUGGAGCAGAAGAAGAACCCCCAGGCUGUGCUGGACGUACUGAAGUUUUAUGACUCCAAAGAGACCGUCAACAACCAGAAAUACAUGAGUUUCACCUCUGGAGACAAAUCUGCACAUGGGUACAUUGCUGCAAAUACUCUGAACCGGCUGCUGUCGUCUGGGCCUCCCGUCAGCCUCAGAACCUGCAGCGCAUUAUUUGACAAGGGUGCCAAAACCUCCACAGAGCCACCCAUCGCUCCCCCAGUGUCAGAGGAGGAAGAUGAGGAGGAGGAAGAAGAAGAGGAGGAGGAGGAAGAGGAGGAAGAAGAAGAUGAGGUGCCGCCGAUGAUCGCGCCUCGACCUGAACACACCAAAUCUAUCUACACGCGGUCCGUCAUGGAUCCUCCAAAGCCCCCCACCCCAGUGAAAGAGGUGCCCACGCCCCCCGAGUCCCAGGUGCAGACCGACAACACGCCCAACACCCUGUAUCGCAACACGGACCGACAGAGGAAGAAGUCCAAGAUGACUGACGAGGAGAUCCUGGAGAGACUUAGGAGCAUCGUGAGUGUCGGAGAUCCCAAAAAGAAGUACACACGGUUUGAAAAAAUAGGACAAGGGGCGUCUGGCACUGUGUAUACAGCUAUUGACAUAGCAACUGGCCAAGAGGUGGCCAUUAAACAGAUGAAUCUUCAGCAGCAGCCCAAGAAGGAGCUGAUCAUCAAUGAGAUCCUGGUGAUGAGGGAAAACAAGAACUCUAAUAUAGUCAAUUAUCUGGACAGUUACUUGGUGGGGGACGAGUUGUGGGUGGUGAUGGAGUAUUUGGCUGGAGGCUCGUUGACAGAUGUAGUGACAGAGACGUGUAUGGACGAGGGCCAGAUCGCUGCGGUCUGCAGAGAGUGUCUUCAGGCGCUGGACUUCCUUCACUCCAACCAGGUUAUUCAUAGAGAUAUAAAGAGUGACAAUAUCCUUCUUGGGAUGGAUGGAUCUGUUAAACUCACUGACUUUGGGUUCUGCGCUCAAAUAACACCAGAGCAAAACAAGCGCAGUACGAUGGUGGGCACGCCCUACUGGAUGGCUCCAGAGGUCGUGACAAGAAAAGCCUACGGACCCAAAGUGGACAUCUGGUCCCUGGGCAUCAUGGCAAUAGAAAUGGUAGAAGGAGAGCCACCAUAUUUGAAUGAAAAUCCCCUGAGGGCUCUGUAUCUUAUAGCAACUAACGGCACCCCAGAGCUGCAGAAUCCAGAGAGACUAUCAACAGUUUUCAGAGAUUUUCUUAAUCGUUGUUUGGAAAUGGAUGUGGACCGUAGAGGCUCAGCCAAAGAGCUACUGCAGCAUAACUUCCUGAAGCUGGCAAAGCCUCUGUCCAGCCUGACGCCUCUGAUUGUAGCUGCAAAGGAAGCCAUAAAGAACAGCAGUCGCUAG